CCCGCAAAAAUCGUCGAGCAACGGCAGCCAUCUUUACUGGCUCCGAAACGGGCUGUGGUUUGUGACAGAGAGACGGUAGUGGUUCUUGAUGCGGUUCGCGAGACCAUCUCGUCGCCUAUGCACUCUACAAGGGAUCGGAAAUCAUUCUUAAGUGCGGUUAAUCAGAAGAACUAAGGAACUCGUGUCACGAAUCCGAACUACCAAAAUAUGGCAAUGGAGACGCCGAGGGAGCGUGAGAUUCCCGCGGAGGAUAGUAUUAAGGUAGUUUGUAGGUUUCGACCAUUGAACGACUCGGAGGAAAAGGCUGGCUCCAAGUUCAUCGUCAAAUUUCCUUCUGGCGGCGAAGAAAAUUGCAUUUCUAUCGGGGGAAAAGUAUACCUUUUUGACAAAGUAUUUAAACCAAAUGCUACUCAAGACAAAGUAUACAAUGAAGCAGCUAGAUCAAUUGUCACAGAUGUGUUGGCAGGAUACAACGGCACUAUUUUUGCAUAUGGUCAAACAUCUUCAGGAAAAACACAUACGAUGGAAGGUGUUAUUGGAGAUCCAAAUAAACAGGGUAUUAUACCCAGAAUUGUUAACGACAUUUUCAAUCAUAUUUAUGGCAUGGAAGAAAAUCUGGAAUUUCAUAUUAAAGUAUCAUACUUUGAAAUUUACAUGGAUAAAAUCAGAGAUCUCCUUGAUGUGUCUAAGGUGAAUCUCAGUGUACAUGAAGAUAAAAAUCGAGUUCCAUUUGUAAAAGGUGCAACAGAGCGCUUUGUAUCUAGUCCUGAGGAAGUAUUUGAAGUUAUAGAGGAAGGAAAAUCAAAUAGGCAUAUUGCUGUGACUAAUAUGAAUGAGCACAGUUCGCGUUCUCAUUCUGUGUUUUUAAUAAACGUCAAACAAGAAAAUUUAGAGAACCAAAAGAAGCUUUCUGGAAAAUUAUAUCUUGUUGAUUUAGCUGGUUCAGAGAAGGUUUCUAAAACCGGAGCAGAAGGCACUGUGCUUGAUGAAGCAAAAAAUAUUAAUAAAUCUCUGUCCGCUCUUGGCAAUGUAAUUUCAGCUUUAGCUGAUGGAAAUAAAACUCACAUUCCUUAUCGUGAUUCAAAGUUAACUAGAAUUCUGCAAGAAUCUCUUGGUGGAAAUGCUAGGACUACAAUUAUUAUUUGUUGUUCACCAGCUAGUUUCAAUGAAUCAGAAACAAAAUCCACUUUAGAUUUUGGUAAACGCGCUAAGACUAUCAAAAAUGUUGUAUGUGUUAAUGAGGAGUUGACAGCUGAAGAAUGGAAGCGUCGCUAUGAGAGAGAGAAAGAAAAGGCAGCUAGAUUGAAAGGAAAAGUUGAGAAACUGGAGGCGGAAUUAUCACGUUGGCGACAGGGUGAAACAGUUAAACCAGAAGAACAAGUUAGUCUGGUUGAAGGGCCAGAUGUUACAACACCGAUCAAUAUGUCCAUCGAGGGUAAACUUGAUGAUGGUCCAAUGCCAGCUACUCCUGGUGGCAGUUUGUUAGCUGGUUCCUUGUCCAAUGAAGAAAGACAGAAAUUAGAGGAAGAACGCGAAAGACUUUACCAACAAUUAGAUGAUAAGGACGAGGAAAUUAAUCAACAGUCACAAUAUGUCGAGAACUUAAAAGAACAAAUAGACGAACAAGCAGAAUUAAUUGCUACUGCAAGACGCGAAUACGAGAAGCUCCAACAAGAAAUGAAUCGAAUACAACAAGAGCAUGAAAAUGCUAAAGAAGAAGUGAAGGAAGUUUUACAAGCACUGGAGGAGUUAGCAGUUAAUUACGAUCAGAAAUCUCAGGAGGUUGAAAUAAAGAACAAAGAGUUGGAAUCCUUGACAGAAGAACUUUCAACGAAACAAGCAGCAUUGAAUAGUACUUGGUCAGAAUUACAGCAAUUACGUGACAUGUCUGCUCAUCAAAGAAAACGUAUUGCCGAAAUGUUAGCGAACUUCUUAAAAGAUCUGGGUGAAAUUGGAGUAGCUAUUGGCGGCGAAGAAAACUUGAAGGUAAAUGAAUCAUUUGAGAUAUCCCUACGAUGUUUGUGUAACUGAAAAUAUUUAAACAAUUAUAUUUCGUAGGUUGCGCAAGAAAGUAAUGGUAAACUCGAAGAAGAAUUUACGGUAGCACGACUUUUCAUUAGCAAAAUGAAAUCAGAGGUGAAGAAUUUAGUACAACGUUGCCAAGGAUUAGAAAGUUUCCAAGUAGACUGUAACAAGAAAGUUGCUGAAUAUGAAAAAGAUCUGGCCGAAUGUCGUUUAUUAAUUUCGCAACACGAAGCUCGCAUGCAAACACUAACAGAAUCAAUGAAAGUAGCUGAAGCACGUAAACGUGCUUUAGAAGAAGAUGUUGACGCUUUGCGCGAGGAAUGUGCCAAGUUAAAGGCUGCAGAACAGGUACAAGCAGUUACAAACAAAGAAAAGGCAGAAGAGAAAGAAGCAGCAACGAAAAUGAGAGUAGCAUUGGAGGAACAAAUGGAUCAGUUACGAGAUGCUCACCAGAAACAGGUUGCUGCGCUCAGAGAUGAGUUAUCUGAGAAACAAGAGUUGAUUAGCGAACUUAAAGACUUGAAUCAGAAGUUCACAUUAGCGCAUCAACAAAUGCAAGCCGAUUACGAACGAUUGAAACAAGAAGAAGCAAACAAAUCUGUGAAACUUCAAGAACUUAUUUUACUUAACGAACGCCGUGAACAAGCUCGAAAAGACCUCAAAGGUCUAGAAGAAACAGUAGCCAAAGAACUUCAAACAUUGCACAAUUUACGUAAAUUGUUCGUCCAAGAUCUCCAGACUAGAAUAAAGAAGACUAUGAAUGCGGAAGAUAACGAAGAUGAUGGUGGAUCACUUACACAAAAACAAAAGAUUUCCUUCCUCGAAAAUAACUUGGAUCAGCUUACAAAGGUUCACAAACAACUAGUGAGGGAUAAUGCUGAUCUCCGAUGCGAAUUACCUAAACUUGAAAAGAGAUUACGAGCAACAGUGGAGCGUGUGAAAGCUCUUGAAACAGCAUUGCGAGAUGCCAAAGAAGGUGCAAUGCGAGAUCGCAAACGCUACCAGUAUGAGGUAGAUAGAAUUAAAGAAGCAGUUAGACAAAAGAAUUUGGCCCGUCGUGGACCUAGUGCACAGAUUGCUAAACCAAUCAGAGCUGGUCAACACCAUUUAACUAAUCUUAACGCUAUUAAAACAGUAAAUCGUGAUAUGGGUAACAACGUACCGUGAUCGUGAGCAUAAUGCCAAAACCUUCACUUUUACAGAAAACGAAUGCAAGAACGCUUUCAUCGAUAAAAACAAAAGAGUUCCAGGGACUUUAAUUUAUAGUGGAUACACAUAAAUGUUACAAUUAUAUAGUAAGGGUAAUAGACGUAAUAUAUCCGCAAGGAGCACCGCCAGUUCUUUUUAUUUGUCUCGAAUCAAGCAUGUGCUUAGGUAUAUUCAAAUAAGUGCAUUAAGUUAUGAAAUUAAUGCUGCAUGUCCUAUCGAUUUGUAAAUAGUUAAUUUUUAUAAAUUAUUUAAUUUAAUAUCAUGCACGAUAAAUAAAGGUGAAUGUCUAUCAAAUAAUCAUGCAAAGGCCUCUCGUAAUAAUGAUGUACUAUUUAUUUCAAGUCGAAAGUUUGUAUAUUAUGUUCUAUGUAUCAAAUGUUUAAAAACUUUUUAAAAAAACAAACAGGUUAUAUUUAUUGCAGAAUAAAAAUAAUAAAUUCCCGAAAGUGACUAAAGACGAUUCGUUUGACUUGUCCAUAGUAAAUCUGCUAUCGACAUUAAAUUUGCGAACAAACGAGGCAGUAAUAUAUUAAGAUUUGGUAGGUAUCGCUAACAUAAAAUGCGAUUGGACAUGCGGCUUUGAAAAAAAAAAUUGUAGGAAUGAUCGUGGCUUAUAAGUAUUUAUAAUUGUAAGAAUUCUCUCCAUCGCUAUUAACAAAUUUGUGACAACAGACUUUAUUCGGACCUGUUUAGAAAGCCCGCUUAAUCAAGAAUUAAGUUUGUUGGCUGUUCUGGUAAUUAUGAAGGUCCAGGAACCAAUGGCUUUAUGAGAGAACGUUUACGACAGAACAAUUUCAUCCCUAUCUUCCUUCACGUUUAUUUUAUUAAUUAUAUAGUAUAGUUUUCAUUGCAUCAAUCUUUAUACAAUCAUCUAAUUUAAAUUAAUUUAUUAUCGCUUUUUCUUGUUUAUAUCAGAGGCUUUUAUACUACACUUACAGUUUACAGACCGACAAAAGUUGGUCUGCAGUAAGUUUCUUUUCUCGUUUUAGUCAGUUUACAAUUUCUUCAUGAUGAGCUUACGCUCAAAAGUUACCUAGAUGUAUAUCGUACGUCUAAUUGAGAGCUAUUGCACAGGUCUGCUUAAGUUCCUAAAACCUGUUGCAGGCCACUGAAAAUUGACUCAUGCACACAUUUUCUUUUUUGUCCUUCCAGUGUAAUUGUUGAAUAAUAACGUAUACAUAUUUUUUUAAGUAAUUCUAAUCCUUAAUUAUAUUUGUCAAUGAUUAAUGCUUCUCGACGUAUACUUUUUACAUCUAUUUUCGUGAUUAUUUUAUACACGGUUCUCUUAGAAAUUUAUGAGCCACACGUACUUGAUGUAUUGUCUAGAGCAGGAGAAUUCUAAAUAUUAUUAUAAUUUAAGAUAUAGUUUUCGUAAACUGUGCGCAACAAAAUACCUGUUUGUUUGUGAUACGCCGGAAUCUUGUUACGCUCAGAUCGUUUAUGGUAUGUAGGCAAAAAGAAUUAACAUUUUCUUUAUAAAUCAUUCUCUUUCACGUUGUUAUGAACAACGGACAGAAAUCAUAUUUCCAUGUGAGAUCAUUUUUGUCAUCUUCCGUUUUUUAACUUUUGUGAUAUCGAGGGUGAAAUUGUGUUUGCUGAUAUGCAAAGACAAGUGCGUGGUGCAUAAUGAGUGCAAUUAUUAUCGAAAUAUUCUUGUCCAAUGUAUGUAAAUAUAAUCGUACCCCAUUACAUUACUUUGGCAAAUUGACAAAUCUAUCUUUGCAAAAAUGCCCUGUUCGUAAAAAGGCUACAAGUACAUGUAUUUAUCGCAAAACACACUUAAUAUUAGCAUUUCAAAGCCUUAACAAUUUUCAAAAUAUUAUCAUGCGAUUAUGUAUUUUACAUUCUAUCGUGCAAAUAAGGUAUCAAUGUAUCUGCUGAACUUCGAACGUGAUUCAAUAUUUUCUUAAAUUAUUUCAUUGUAAAGUAAAAUACUAGCUAAUUUUUCAGUUAUGAAUUUUGGGCAUCUACUACUUUUCCUUACUGCAUAACAUUUAUUUUUAUAGUGUAUUAUAAAGACAUUCAUUUCUUAAUACAAAACAAAAUCUAAAAUGAUGUUUUUGUCACGUUUAAAAUAUUAAAGUUAUUCAAAUUAAUGCAAUAUUUUUUUCUGUUAGAUAAUAUUUGUUAUUUUUUUACUUCAUAAUUUAUAUAAUUUGUGUAACUGAAACAAAUAAUGGAGCUUAAAGAAUUCCCCGAAUUUUAUUGUAUAAAAAAAUACGUAAAAAGUGAGAUGCUUGUCAGGAAAGAUCUUUCUAAUCGAAAAUUCUCGAUAUACGCAUAAAAAAAGAACAGAAAGAAUACCAGAGUUAUUAUUAUUUUCUUAAUAUGUUGAAUGUGUUUAAAAUUAUAACAAAAAGAAAAAGUAGUUGACUUGUAAUGGUAUAUUCACACAAGAAAACAAGAAUUACUGUUAAAAACGAGGUUGAUCUAUAACCGCUGCCGUUUUUUUGUAAACUGUACGAAAUAUGCGGAUGUGAAGGAAAUAAAUAAGUUGACAGAUGUA
Megachile rotundata (alfalfa leafcutting bee) is the source of this 5740-nucleotide messenger RNA. It is a transcript of the gene Khc, whose product is annotated as kinesin heavy chain. Gene Ontology annotation, molecular function: ATP binding; microtubule binding; microtubule motor activity. Gene Ontology annotation, biological process: microtubule-based movement. The record is from RefSeq and is a predicted model, not a curated record. NCBI's taxonomy places the organism in Eukaryota, Metazoa, Arthropoda, Insecta, Hymenoptera, Megachilidae.